This is a messenger RNA of Vigna angularis (adzuki bean), 870 nucleotides long. Its product is annotated as putative UPF0481 protein At3g02645. The transcript has a single exon. The record is from RefSeq and is a predicted model, not a curated record. Lineage: Eukaryota; Viridiplantae; Streptophyta; Magnoliopsida; Fabales; Fabaceae. Bases 1 to 870 code for a protein of 289 amino acids.
AUGAAGUUAGAAGAGAGCAUAAGAGCAUGCUACCACAGGUACUUAAACUUUAAUGGCGAAACAUUGAUGUGGAUGGUGGCUAUCGAUGCCUCCUUUUUGCUUGAGUUUCUUCAAGUGUAUACCAUUCAAGAUGAAACAAUGAUGAUUCCAGGAAUUUCAUCAAGAAUGUCUCAUUUGAUGGAUUAUGCUGGCAGGAAAAUUGCUCAUAAUGCAAUCUUGAAGGACAUAGUAAUGCUUGAAAACCAAAUUCCACUGUUUGUGUUGAGAAAGAUGUUGGAGUUCAAAUUCUCAUCGACAGAAUUAGCAGAUGACAUGUUGCUUUCCAUGUUGAUAGGAUUGUUUAAACAACUUUCUCCUUUUAAGGUGAUAGAGAAGGAUUGUUCAGAGAUCAAUGUCUCCGAGUGUGCACAUUUGCUAGAUUUUUUGUAUUCUAUGGUUGUGCCUAAAUUGGAUGAACAAUCAGAUGUUGUCCAGUUUGAGGAUCAUCAGCACAAAGAUAAUGAAGACAGCGAAGAAUCAUUCUUGAACUAUGCCAAGAAAUUUCUAUGUGAGGUUUGGAGCUUUCUUUCCAAAUUGGCCACAACUUUAGUAAACUUAAUUAAGAAAUUCCCAAACUGUAGAACCAUCAAAGUUAUCACUUGGUUGCCUUGGACUAUAAUUUCUAACCUUCCUGGAGUAGGACUUAUAAAGCAACCUGUUGAAUACUUAUUUUUCACCGAAGAAAAAGAAGCAAGAACUGCAGAAAAUGGGAAUUUAAGCUCAGAUAAUGACAGCAACAAACCACCCUUGAUGGAGGAAAUUGCUAUUCCUUCCGUCACGGAACUCUCAAAGGCUGGGGUUUGUUUCAUGGCCACCAAUGGAGACAUAUGA